Messenger RNA from Phyllostomus hastatus (greater spear-nosed bat), 1857 nucleotides. It is a transcript of the gene KCTD7, whose product is annotated as potassium channel tetramerization domain containing 7. Gene Ontology annotation, biological process: protein homooligomerization. Bases 200 to 1114 code for a protein of 304 amino acids. The transcript is spliced from 5 exons. The record is from RefSeq and is a predicted model, not a curated record. Lineage: Eukaryota; Metazoa; Chordata; Mammalia; Chiroptera; Phyllostomidae. Gene Ontology annotation, molecular function: protein binding.
CCCAGCGGUGGCCGGGCUAUCCUGUCUCGUGGGCUGAGGGCGGGGCGGCUUUCAGCACACUGCUGCUGCUCUCUCAGCCCCCCCACCCGACCCCCGCUCCCGUGGCCGCCCGCGUCAUGCCAGGCGGUGCUCCAAGCUAGUGCCGCCGGGUCUGUUGCCCGCCUGCCUGAAGCCGCGCCCACUGCCCAGAGCCAGAGGGAUGGUGGUAGUCACGGGGCGGGAGCCAGACAGCCGUCGUCCGGACGGUGCCAUGUCCAGCUCCGACGCCGAAGACGACUUUUUGGAGCCGGCCACCCCGACGGCCACGCAGGCGGGGCACGCGCUGCCCCUGCUGCCCCAAGAGUUUCCUGAGGUUGUUCCCCUUAACAUCGGAGGAGCUCACUUCACCACACGCCUGUCCACCCUGCGGCGCUAUGAAGACACCAUGCUGGCAGCCAUGUUCAGUGGGCGUCAUUACAUCCCCACCGACGCUGAGGGCCGGUACUUCAUUGAUCGGGAUGGCACACACUUUGGAGAUGUGCUGAAUUUCCUGCGCUCGGGGGACCUGCCGCCCCGGGAACGUGUGCGGGCCGUGUACAAAGAGGCCCAAUACUACGCCAUCGGGCCCCUCUUGGAGCAGCUGGAGAACAUGCAGCCACUGAAGGGGGAGAAAGUGCGCCAAGCCUUUCUGGGGCUCAUGCCCUAUUACAAAGACCAUUUGGAGCGGAUUGUGGAGAUUGCCCGGCUGCGCGCAGUACAGCGGAAGGCCCGCUUUGCCAAGCUCAAGGUCUGUGUCUUCAAGGAGGAGAUGCCCAUCACCCCCUAUGAGUGUCCACUUCUCAACUCUCUGCGCUUUGAGCGGAGCGAGAGUGACGGGCAGCUGUUUGAGCACCACUGUGAAGUGGAUGUGUCUUUUGGGCCCUGGGAGGCUGUGGCUGAUGUUUAUGACCUGCUGCACUGCCUGGUCACAGACCUCUCAGCCCAGGGCCUCAUCGUGGACCACCAGUGCAUUGGUGUGUGUGACAAACACCUCAUCAACCACUACUACUGCAAGCGCCCCAUCUAUGAGUUCAAGAUCACAUGGUGGAGGUGGGUUCCCCGAUCCUCCCUCACUAAGGACCCAGCAUUCCAAUAGCUGCAAACCCUGCGCAUCUUUUCUCCUACCCUGGUCUUACACCACCAUGGCACCUUCAACACCUUGGUAUUGUCACAAGGAGGCACAAGCAUAGACAAUGUCUGUCCCUUGUUUCUACAACACAUCUUGAUGCUGGUACUGGCCAAGACCAACAACGCUUGUGGAUCUAAGAGUUGCAAUAUCAACAGAUUCAAGGUCUAGAGGCAACAUCUGAAAGAACCCCUUCAGGGAUGUCUGUUUACAACAGCCUGGAGCUGUCAAGGUAAAACUGGAAGCUUGGUCCACACAGUGAAGGCUGGCUAUGUGUUUCAAACAUUUUGACUUCAGAAGAUGCUUCAUUACAUAUGCCAGAGCCCAAGAAGCCAGCAGAGGAAUUCCUGCUUUGGUUGUAGCUGACAGAGAGAAGCCACUGCAAACUGCAGGCAGGACUCACCGGCAGCAGAGGCCAGCCAAAACCAAGCUUCUGAAGGUGGAUACAAAAAGUAAUUGUAUCCUCCUACAGUGGCCGAGUGGUGUGCCAGGAGAACAAACUACUUGCAUGCUCCUGAUCCACCUUAUUUUCAUCUCACAUGUGUCUUUACUUCCUCACCCAUUCAAAAUGGAAAAAUAACCUAGAGACUUCUUGGUACUUUACAUCCAAGAUAUCAAUCUAUUGUGUCUCCUUGGGUGAUCUUGCCUGAAUUGUAUUUAGAGUUAUUUGUAUUAGGAGUAAAAAAACAGCUCACUAAUUUGAACAAUUUAUG